Messenger RNA from Guillardia theta CCMP2712, 354 nucleotides. RefSeq lists its product as hypothetical. Bases 1 to 354 code for a protein of 117 amino acids. The transcript has a single exon. The record is from RefSeq and is a predicted model, not a curated record. NCBI's taxonomy places the organism in Eukaryota, Cryptophyceae, Pyrenomonadales, Geminigeraceae. Gene Ontology annotation, molecular function: protein binding.
AUGCGAAAGAUCAACCUCCAGACGGGAGCUGUGAGUUCCAUCGUGGCUGUCCCGGCGGGGUCUCCAACGAUGAUUCCCGCUGGGUUGGACCUAGUUGGGAGCCAUGCCUAUAUUGGCGGUAAGUCCCACCACUCGAUCAAGCAUGUGGACUGGCAGAUUCCAGAUACGUGUCAUGAUCUUGUUGGGAAUGGGGUCUCGGGUUUGAAUGAUGGUAUUGGUACCAAUGCACAGUUCUACGAACCCACUGGCGUUGCCAUAAGCCUGGAUGGGAAGUUUCUGCUGGUCGCCGACAGCAAAGAUCAUUCGGUGAGGUGGGUGGAUCUGGACUCCCUAGAAAGUGAAGACCAUUGCUGA